Messenger RNA from Leucoraja erinaceus (little skate), 2077 nucleotides. Its product is annotated as hydroxylysine kinase-like. Gene Ontology annotation, molecular function: amino acid kinase activity. The record is from RefSeq and is a predicted model, not a curated record. Lineage: Eukaryota; Metazoa; Chordata; Chondrichthyes; Rajiformes; Rajidae.
AUGCUAUUUAAUCCUUUAUUUAAUUUUCAAUAUCAUGAACAUGUAGUGUGCGUCAAUCCCAAAACAUUGGGGUACGUCAAUGAGUACCUAUCAGGGACAUUGAUGUGCGUCAAUGAAUGCCUAAAGGUUGUUGUGCUGCACAGCUAUCCUAACCUUGCAGUUUUCACAGAGUGUGACAUUCACUUAUUUAAUGUGUUUCAUUCUUCUCCCUUUCAGAUGACUGACUCCGAUGAAGCUACUGUAAUCAGACCCUCACUGAGUGAGGCCCAGGUGGUGGAGUUGGUCGGACGGUUGUACGGCCUGAAGGUUUCAAAAGUCAAACCACUGCCCAGUUACAUGGACCAGAACUUCCACGUCCUGGUGUGCGAGACCCAGGAAGGUGGAGAUCACGGGGAGAGCUACGUCCUCAAGGUUCUGAACACUGACGACAGCCAAUACGCUGAUUUGGUGGAAGUACAAACGCGAGUCAUGAUGUUCCUAAACCAGAAAGGUUUUCCUACAACCACACCAAUCCCAACCAUUGAUGGCAAGAUUCUGUCCCUGGAGACAAUCAGUUGUGGUGAAGAAUAUAAGAACUACAUGGUCCGAUUGUUGACCUACCUGCCAGGAACUCAACUACUGGGGAUCUCUGCAGACCCACGGAUCCUGUACAAAAUUGGCCGAACACUUGCUCAGAUUAACAAAGCUCUGACAGAAUUCAAGCACCCCAACAUUAAGAGUCUGCAGCGAGAUUCUGACAUCUGGAACCUUUCAAACACUCACCAGCUGCACAAGUACCUGUCCGCAGUGAAGAAUACCAGCGAUUGCCAAAUUGUGGAGCAAAUUUUUCAGCAAUUUAUGAAGAAGAUACUUCCAAAUAUCAACAACUUUCAUAAAAGUAUUAUUCACGGGGACUUCAGCCACACCAACAUUCUUGUGCAGCCUCUUCAUUCAUCAGCUGAUUGCUGCAACGUAGCAGGUCACAUGCAGCAGGAACUGGAGAUUUCUGGCAUCCUGGACUUUGGCGACACGGCUUGUGGUUACUAUGUGUAUGACUUGGCCAUCUGCAUAAUGCACCUCAUGCUGGACAGCGAAGACCCCCUGCAUGUUGGAGGCCAUAUUCUCGCAGGUUUCGAGAGUGUGAUCCCUUUAACUCUCCAGGAAAGGGAUGCCUUGUAUUUGCUGGUUCUUUGCAGGUUUUCCCAGGCGUUGGUUUUAGGGACAUAUAAUAUUCUGCGUUACCCAGACAAUGAAGAGUACCUACAGAUCGCAACAAGAACUGGCUGGAAGCAUUUGCACCAACUCUGGGAGCUAGGAAAAGAAGCAGUGGAGAAGAUUUGGUUUGAGACGGCCAAGUCCUACCUCACCCUGUGAAACCUCCAUUGGUUCUCAGUGCCGGAGUAUCAUUGCCUCUCCCACAACAUCCAUAUUUGAAAGAAAGAUUAAAACACAAUCGAGAAAUAUUCCUACCAUUUGAAAUUAUAUCCAGAUGGAUUUUGUCAUUUUUCACUGGCAUCCUUUAGUUUAGUUUAGUUUAUUGUCACCUAUACCGAGGUACAGUGAAAAGCUUUUGCUGCAUGCUAACUAGUCAGCAGAAAGUCAAUACAUGAUUACAAUUGACCCAUUUACAGUGUAUAGAUACUUAAUAAGGGAAUAACGUUUAAUGUAAGGUAAAGGCAGCAAAGUCCAAUCAAGGAUAGUCCAAGCAUCAACUAAGAGGUAUAUAGUUCUUCAGCACUGCUCUCUGGAUUAUGUUUUUCGCUGGCCAUCUUUCAUUCACAUUUUCGACUGUAACUGAAUCAACAGUCCAAGUGUGAACCUCUCUACAAUCACUGAGUCCCAGUCUAGAGCUUCCCCUGCGUGGACCUGAAACGGUGCAGCCAACCAUCAUGAGAUGUGAUGCCUGGUAAAUAGUCUCACUAUCCUCUGUCUAAUUGUCCUGCACAUACUGGAACACAAAUCUGGGAACUAAUCUCCAAACCUCAUACCAUUCCCAAUUACAUAGUGGGUAAUUUUCUGUCAGGUUUGUGUUUGUAAAUGAUCUACAAUUUGUACAUGAAUGGGAUUGAAAUUGCACCAAAACGCCUCCACAUGUUGA